This is a messenger RNA of Limulus polyphemus (Atlantic horseshoe crab), 2539 nucleotides long. Its product is annotated as dorsal root ganglia homeobox protein-like. The coding region runs from base 149 to 835 and encodes 228 amino acids. Gene Ontology annotation, biological process: regulation of transcription by RNA polymerase II. Gene Ontology annotation, molecular function: RNA polymerase II transcription regulatory region sequence-specific DNA binding; DNA-binding transcription factor activity, RNA polymerase II-specific. Lineage: Eukaryota; Metazoa; Arthropoda; Merostomata; Xiphosura; Limulidae. The record is from RefSeq and is a predicted model, not a curated record. The transcript has 7 exons.
ACGACGGUCUAGAAGUAACCAGGGCGGUCUUGGCCUCUUGAAGGAAGCACUUUCAGAAGGUGAAACAAACGGAAUUUGAUUGCUGUAAUCCUUUUAGGAUUUGUUUCACCACUCCGUGAAAGCGAUCGACUUAUCUCUUCUGUUCGGUAUGUUCUGUUAUCAUUGUCCGCUCUCCAUUUCUGCUGGCACCGUCGGUCCGUCACGGCCGCCUCCCAUGCAUAUGCCGUUAUCCCUGUACUCACCAGCAGCUACCUACGGAGGGUUUGGUUAUCAAGCAGAAUAUCACGAUGAUGCUUUCGUGAGAAGAAAACAAAGACGAAACAGGACUACUUUCACAGUGCAACAGCUUGAAGAGUUGGAAAAAGCUUUUGCCCAAACUCAUUACCCAGACGUCUUCACCCGAGAAGACCUUGCCAUGAAAAUCAGUCUUACUGAGGCUCGAGUACAGGAUAUAGUUUAUGCUGUCGAAAAGCGACAGUUUACUCAAUCAAGCUUUCCAACUUUUAUUCCUUCCUUUCCAGAAAAUACUCCAUUCGGCGGACAGCACUGUAUGGAAAACAUCUUAGCACCGACUGGUCCAGCUCGCUUUCCUUUGCCUCCUCCGUACUUCUCUGCUAAUUUUGCUCACCUGUUCGGCCCUCCUUCUUUCCCUCUGAAAGUUCCCGUUUGUUCCUGUUGUCUGCCAAAACCAAUGGAUCCUUGUUCCCCUUCCCAUACCCUCGUCCACAGCCGUGAUUCGUCGACGUCUAGCGUCACAGAUCUGAGACGAAAAGCGCGAGAACAUUCCCAAGCUCUUCUGCAUGCUGCUGUUCCGGCUGUCACGUCUGACGCUUGAACCAAAGUUAAUGAACAAUAAACUAGUAAACUUAGUCUAAUAUAAAAUCUUCUUGUAGUGUUUUUAGAAAAUAGCUUAUCAUUGAGCUCGAGUGUCAGAGUUUGAAAGCGAGAAAAAAACAAAAAAACGAAGGAAGUUACUAUCAGAGUUUAUAGUUCUGUUUUGACAAGUUCAUGUGCUGACUGAUUUAUUUCUAAUCUGUCUACAACACAUUCUCCAUCGCCGACGAUGGAUUUAAAUGUAGUAUUCCUGUUUCGAAAUGUGUGUUUACUUCUGUAAACAAUUCUUAACAUAUUGCAGGUAUACAUAUUUAUUAGCUUUAAACUCUCUUUGUUGAUAAAAAUAUUAGUGUUCUAAAAAAUAAUACAAAAUAGGAACUCAGCGUUUUGGCAAACGUUCCCGAGUUGUUAUAUUAAACUGAUAAUGAUGUACAUUGUGAAAACUGUGGAUAAAUGGACUAAUUAGUUAUUAUGUACAUAUAUUUCCAAGUUAUUUAUUGUGAAUAGCUUCAUUUCACUUUCUAAGAUUCAACAAACAACCAUAAUUGUUCAUUGCCGUUGGAUUUAAUAAUGGAUUUUCAAAAUCAAUUUUUUUCUUUUAUUGAUAUAAAAGUAAACUCCAAUGGUGCAUUACGUUAGAAGUAAAUGAGGAACGUAGUGCGUGUUAGUCUGCCUUAUAUAUACAUAUACAGUUACAGCCCAGCAUGUAUUAGGAUAUUCUAGCCUAUAUGUAUCAUUUAUUUAUUUGUUUAUCAAUAUUGAAUGAAGUGCAUAAGAUUGUAACUCUGAUGAUCUGUUUCAUGUCAUUAUACACUGUUACCGGUUUUCUUUGUCAAAAAAAAAAAAGAGGAAGAAUUUUGCGUCACAUUAGAAUUCCAAAACCGAAAAUAUUUCUAAAAAAAUAAUGUUUUCCCUGUUGCUUUAGUUUAGAGUAGAUGAAACUUAAAGUAAAUAUGUUGUCUCGUAAAUGCUUUAGAUUAAGCCAGAAUUAAGUUGCCUUUAUGAAAGCAAUUAGACGGUAUUAAUGGAUAUCUUGUUGAUUAAUAAAAUAGUCGUUAGAUGACUGAAACGUCAUUGUUUUUAUUCAAUAUACCAACUACAGACAUUCAUGGAGGUUAAACAGAAUAUUAAAAAAGAUCGAAAGAUACUCCGUUGUUAUUAGAAAGUUUUACUAAUGUUAAUACGGAAGAAUCUCACUGAUUCGACGGUAUCAGAAGGUAGUCAAAAUACGUCGGUUCUGGCCUUACGUUACUGAACGUUGAAAUAAAAGUGAGUUUCGCAUUUCAAGAGAAUUGAUAAUUUGACGGAGCGCGAUAUUCUCAUUUGCUAAUGCUAUCGAAAUAAUAAUUUGUUUUUAUGAAUAUAAAAACUUAGAACACGCGAAAAUAGUUUAAUGAUGACAUAAAUCACGCUUCUAUAAAGGUUAAUUAACAUGCACGCCUGCGGUUAUCUGAUUUAACUAAUAGAACAUAACAAUCUUUUUCUACUUUAUCAAUUUUACUAACUGUGCUUCACUUAUUAUGAAUAUAAAUAAAUCUGUUGUGGUAGUUUCAAUAUUAAAUUGUAUUUAAAGAUUAUUUUAUCUGAACGUGUGUUUUACUGGAGAAUCAUGCUAGUUAAAUUCGUUUGAGUUCUACUCUGAAUAGACGUUUAAUUGUAUGUUGCUCUAAUGCUGCGUUUAUAAUUAAAAGGCUUUGGUAUUUGA